Cajanus cajan (pigeon pea) is the source of this 1299-nucleotide messenger RNA. RefSeq names its product phospholipase A1-IIgamma. Gene Ontology annotation, molecular function: glycerophospholipid phospholipase A1 activity. Gene Ontology annotation, biological process: lipid metabolic process. The record is from RefSeq and is a predicted model, not a curated record. Lineage: Eukaryota; Viridiplantae; Streptophyta; Magnoliopsida; Fabales; Fabaceae.
GCCUACUCAUCAAACUUUAUCGUGCCUAUAGGCUUGAGAGAGAAUUAGAUGGGUAGCAUAGAGAGAAAAUGGAGAGAUCUUAGUGGGCAAAGUAACUGGAGAGGUAUGCUAGAUCCUCUAGACAUUGACCUUCGCCGUUACAUGAUACACUAUGGACAACUCGCUCAAGCCACAUACGAUGCUUUCAACUCAGACAAAGCAUCUAAGUGUGCUGGUAACAGUCGAUAUGCUAUGAAGGAUUUCUUUUCCAAAGUUGGUUUGGAACAUGGGAAUCCUUUCAAGUAUGCUGUGACCAAGUUCCUCUAUGCAACUUCCAAAGCCAGUGCCCCUAAAGCGUUUUUCUUAAACAUGUUUUCGAAGGAACCUUGGGCCAUGGAAUCGAAUUGGAUAGGGUACGUUGCUGUUGCCACUGAUGAAGGCAAAGCAGCAUUAGGGAGGAGGGACAUAGUGGUUGCUUGGAGAGGAACGAUUCAGGCCUCCGAAUGGGUUCAAGAUUUGGAUUUCGACUUGGCUCAUGCGCCACAAAUAUUUGGUGAUGCUCCUGCCGAAGUACACAGUGGCUUUUACUCCGUUUACACCUCCAAUAACCCAGGUUCACAAUUCACUAAUACCAGUGUUAGAAAUCAGGUCCUGGAAGAGGUUAGCAGACUUGUGGAGAAUUAUAAGAAUGAAGAAAUUAGCAUAACUGUGACAGGGCACAGUUUGGGAGCAGCACUAGCGACUUUAAAUGCAGUGGACAUAGUUGCUCAAGGGUUGAACAUACCAAAAGACCAACCUGAGAAAGCGUGUCCAGUCACAGCGUUUGUAUUCGCGUGUCCUCGUGUUGGAAACUCUAGCUUCGAGAAGAUCUUCAGUGAGUACAAAGAUUUGCGAGCAUUGCGUGUUCGAAAUAAAAAGGAUGUUGUUCCGAAACUUCCCUUGGGGUACGCUCAUGUGGGGGAAGAAUUAGUGAUCGACACUAGAAAAUCAAAUUACUUGAAGAGCGACGUGAGUCCGCAUAACUUGGAGGUUUACUUGCACGGAGUUGCUGGCACACAAGGGAAAAAGGGAGGGUUCAAUUUGGAGGUGAAUCGCGACUAUAAACUUUUGAACAAAAGCAUUGAUGCUUUGAAAGAUGAAUAUCUUGUUCCCGUCGAAUGGAGGGUACCGGAGAACAAGGGUAUGGUUCAACAGUCGGAUGGUACUUGGAAGAUCAUGGAUCAGCGUAAUGAGGAUGGUCUUCAAUUCCUACACUCUAAAUUAUAGGUUGUAAUAGACCCAAUGUUUAAGAUUUUAUGUUGUCUUUUGUGUGCUAAUAAC